UUUGACUAUCCCUCAGUGGCCAAAGCUUUCACUAAACAGGUGUGUCUGAUCUUGAUGGAAACAUCUAUCUAUGGGAAACUCAGCAUUCCCAGUCGUCCGCAUCUCUCAAAGACUCCUUGGCAACUACUUGGCCUGGUGCCCUGGUCUAUAUGCUGCACUUGAUGACUUACCACUCUGUUUCAUAGGUCACACGGUAAAAAAAGAAGUAAGUAAAAAUAUAAUGAUGGGUAAGUAAGAAACUACUAUCUUCUUUUUUUUUGGUUAAUAACUACUAUCUAUUUGGGACUUUCAUUAGUGAUUCUGACAGCGAAAAUAAAUAGUAAUUAGAGAUUCACUUAAGUGUAAUUUCCUUAAUAAUCACUACUGGCUUAAAUUUACUAAACCAACACCAAAAAGUAAAAACAGUCAAAAGACUCCAAACCACUGCACCUCUCUCUCUCUCUCUCUCUCUCUCUCUCUCUCUCUCUCAAACACAUUGAAAAUUUGAAUAGACUAACAGAGGGAGAGACACUAUUCAAACCCCAAAUUAAUAUUCCCCAACUGCACACUAACCCUCAGAGCCGGAAAUCACGUGGUUUAGGUGGACCUAAACUCGCAUGCAUUUUCCAGUUCUUGUUCACUCACUGAGUCACUUCUUCACCGAGUCAAAAACAAUGUGGCCGGCUCUCUUCGCCGCCGCGGUGGCCGCCUCCACCGCACUCCUCGCUAAAAACCACCUCUCCUCCAUGUCCGCCGCCGGGAUCACCGACUCUGAUCCCCGAAACGACGCCGUCUCGGAGGUCGCGACGCCGCAGCGCUCUGUUUCUCGAUCGCCGACGCUGCUGUGGGACAGCGACUGCGAGGAUCAGUUCAAGGACGGGAUCUUUAGGUUUUCGAGCGACGGCGAUGGGAGUAGCGAGAAAAAGAAGAAGACGAGGUCGCGAUUGUUGCUCAAGAAGAAGAAGAAAGAGGCGGCGGCGGUGGAGGAGGAGCUGAAGAAGAAGAAGAAGAGUGGGAAGAGAGUUGGUGUUUGCUUGAAGAAGAAGAGGAAGACGAAUGUGGCUUCCAAAUGUGGAUCGUCUUCCAAUUCCAAAGAUACUGCCUCAUUGUUUAGCUGGGGACUUAACAUUGGGAUCAUGUACAUGAUGACUGCUGGAAAAGAUGAAAUCAAUAAGCUUAACACGACCAUGGAUGAGACUGCAAAAGUUGUGCAAGAGUUAAAAUCCGAGCUAAAUAAAAGAAAAGCAUCACAAAGUCAACAAGUCUCUUGCUCUGAAAGUGAAGCCAAUACACAAUAUCAGAGCCCUAGUUGCAAGCGUGCUCCAACAGAACUCAAGAAGCUAAAUGCGGACAACAGUGAACCUAAUUAUAUGAGAGCUUCCAGCUUCCAAAUAUCUGAUGAUAUCGAAUGCCCAAGUAGUGUUCUUACAGAAGAGCAGGAGCCGGAGCCAGAGCCAGAGGUUAUGGACAUGGAUCAAUUGGAAGCAGAACUUGAAUCUGAAUUGCAAAAGCUUCCUUGGUGCUCUACAGAAAUUCUUCAUCAAGGGGGAUUCAGAAAUCCAGGAAAGGAUAUUGUCUCUGAAGUUUCAGCGCAAAGGUUUCAUGGACAAGCAGCACAGGGUAUUAAUGUUGAGCAAUUUCAAGGAGUAUUACCAGCUGAACUAGACCAGAAAUUAUGCCAUGUGCUCAUUGAACAGCAGGAAGGCCAUAUUGUGGAGUUGGAAUCUGAACUGCAGUCUGCCCAAUCAAAACUCCAAGAAAAAGAAUCUGAACUUCAAGCAUUGAAGGACUGCGUUAAACGCCUGACUCAGAUAUCUCUUUCAACUGUCUCAGAUGAUGAAAAUGAGGUUCACAAUGAACAAGAGCAGACCACUCAUUGUCAUCACGACAUGGAAGGAUCUGAGUCAAUAAAACCACUUGUUGGGAUGAAAAGACCCAUCGAUUAUGAAGCCUGAUGAUACAGCCAAGGGUUUAGGAUUAUGAAGCCUGUUGCUAGAAUAUUAUAUAUAGAUAGGAUGUUAGCAGGCAAUUUAAAUCUCAUGGGUUGGCUAUGAAAUCAUAGCUAGCCUACAUUACCUGUGUACAGACGUGCAAAUUUCCCAUGUAAACAAAACAAGGAGAUUGCCUUUCUUGCAUUCUGCCCAUGUAAUAUUAAAUCUUCUAGUCCAUAUUCU
Argentina anserina (silverweed cinquefoil) is the source of this 2153-nucleotide messenger RNA. RefSeq lists its product as uncharacterized. The record is from RefSeq and is a predicted model, not a curated record. Gene Ontology annotation, biological process: asymmetric cell division. Lineage: Eukaryota; Viridiplantae; Streptophyta; Magnoliopsida; Rosales; Rosaceae. Bases 597 to 1934 code for a protein of 445 amino acids. The transcript has 4 exons.